Messenger RNA from Rubroshorea leprosula, 623 nucleotides. Lineage: Eukaryota; Viridiplantae; Streptophyta; Magnoliopsida; Malvales; Dipterocarpaceae. The record is from the annotation of a GenBank genome assembly.
ACGCCAAAACUAAAGCAACAAGAGAUAUAUAUCUCUAACAAGCUCUCGCUUUCUUUUGUUCUCGAUCUUCACGUUGUAGUCUAGGGUUUCUGAUUUAAGGUUUUCAAAGCCCUUUUUUUUUCGGCAAUGGAGACGGUGACGAAGCUAGCUGCGGAGAAGCCAGUGGUGAUUUUCAGCAAGAGUACGUGCGACAUGUGCCACACCAUCAAGACCCUCUUCUAUGGCUUUGGGGUGAACCCCACGAUCUAUGAGCUCGAUGAGAUGCCUAGAGGGCGUGAGAUCGAACAAGCCCUCUCAAGGUACGGCUGCAGCCCGACGGUGCCGGCUGUAUUUGUGGGUGGUGAGCUCGUGGGUGGACCCAAUGAAGUCAUGAGUCACCACCUUAACCGGUCUUUGAUCCCCAUGCUGAGACGGGCUGGAGCUAUAUGGGUUUGACUGAAAAAAUGUCUAGUGAAGUAAUAAAUAUGUGACUUUAGUCACAUUACAGGCCAAUAACGUAGUAGUAAUUACUGACCUCUAGAGUCUGCUUACCUACAUAUAUAUCUUUUUGGCAACAUAAUGUACUACAUAUAAAGUUUUGUCUUUGUUUCCUCUCUAUACGUAAAUAAAGAGAAUCAAGGUGU